CUUCAUGUUGUGAAUUUCCGUCGUCUCCUCAAGAUCGCCUCCAACACGAACCCUAGCCGUGAUUCUGCCUGGAGCAGACGACCCAAGUUUGCGUGGACCCUUUGCGCCAUCCUCCGCUCCUACUUUAAAGCCCCUCACCACGGAGCUGCUCCUUCCUCCGACAACCUCUCCCUCCGACACAAAAUUUGCCAUCCGCUAUUUUGUCUCUUCCCCUCCGACCACCGCUCACCCUUCCGUUACUACAAUCUUGCCGCUGCACCCUCAACAUUACCUUUCGCCCCCGCUUGAUUUCGAUAUCAAACAAUCAUAAUGGCCGCUGUUGCAGAGAACGGCCACGCGCCCGUGGCUGAUGAGAACGCCGCCCCCGUUGCUGCCGCCGUUGAACAGAAGGAACAGACCGAGAAGACGAAUGGAGACUCCGUCACAGUAUUCCACGACGCUGAAAACUUCAACGUGAAGCAUCCCUUGAUGCACGAGUGGACUCUUUGGUUUACCAAGCCUCCCAGCGGCAAGGGCGACAACUGGAACGAUUUGCUCAAGGAGGUCGUGACAUUCAACUCCGUUGAAGAGUUCUGGGGAAUCUACAACAACAUCUCGCCCACAUCGGAGUUGGGCCUCAAAGCAGACUACCACCUUUUCAAGAAGGGUGUCCGCCCUGAAUGGGAAGACCCACAAAACAAGCACGGAGGCAAAUGGUCAUAUUCGUUCAAGGACAAGCGCUCUGUGCCGAUCGACGAUCUGUGGUUGCACGCUCAACUUGCGGCCAUUGGCGAGACUCUUGAAAACGAUGGUGACCACGAAGUUAUGGGUGUCGUUGUGAAUGUCCGCAAGGGUUUCUACCGUGUCGGUUUGUGGACGCGGACUGUUGGCAAGAGCAUCUCCGGAGACAAGACCAACCGUACACCUGCACAAGGCAAGGAAAUCCUCGAAUCCAUUGGUCGGCGUUUUAAGGAAGUCCUUCGUCUCAAGGAGGCUGAUGCUGUUGAGUUCUCGGGUCACACGGACAGUGCACACAGUGGCAGUACGAGAGCCAAGGCUAAGUACACCGUCUAAAGCACAAAACUUGCUAUGCGCGUUCCAUUUACGAGGUAUUCAUUGCGGAUUUGCUUCUUUGCUACGGAAUAAUGGAAAGGCUUUGUGAUGAUGGGUGGUAACGAAUGAGAAAGGGCUCGAGUUCGACUUGCUGGCAUUUGCAGUCAUCGUGAUGAGCAUGUAUCUUUUCCUCAGUACGUAUUUCUGACGAGGUUUAUACCAUAUUUCAUCGAGUUAUAGUUUUACGCCCUUAGCGGGCCGAAAAAAAGCGAAAAACUGUCAAACAUCUUCCGUCACUCCAUGUCUAGAUAUGUGUCAUGUCGUUUAUUGCGUUCCCUCUGACUCUGCCUCUUGCGGUGGCUAUGGUCAUACAUCUGGGGUGUUCCCCGGCGGGC
Messenger RNA from Aspergillus sclerotioniger CBS 115572, 1427 nucleotides. RefSeq names its product eukaryotic translation initiation factor 4E. The record is from RefSeq and is a predicted model, not a curated record. NCBI's taxonomy places the organism in Eukaryota, Fungi, Ascomycota, Eurotiomycetes, Eurotiales, Aspergillaceae. The transcript has 3 exons. Gene Ontology annotation, molecular function: translation initiation factor activity; RNA 7-methylguanosine cap binding. Gene Ontology annotation, biological process: translational initiation. Bases 310 to 1053 code for a protein of 247 amino acids. Gene Ontology annotation, cellular component: eukaryotic translation initiation factor 4F complex; cytoplasm.